This is a messenger RNA of Ochotona curzoniae (black-lipped pika), 9879 nucleotides long. It is a transcript of the gene TRPS1, whose product is annotated as transcriptional repressor GATA binding 1. Lineage: Eukaryota; Metazoa; Chordata; Mammalia; Lagomorpha; Ochotonidae. The record is from RefSeq and is a predicted model, not a curated record. Gene Ontology annotation, biological process: regulation of transcription by RNA polymerase II. Gene Ontology annotation, cellular component: nucleus. Gene Ontology annotation, molecular function: DNA-binding transcription factor activity; RNA polymerase II transcription regulatory region sequence-specific DNA binding; zinc ion binding. The transcript has 7 exons. The coding region runs from base 648 to 4481 and encodes 1277 amino acids.
CUUUCCUCCGCGAAGGCUCCUUUGAUAUUAAUAGUGUUGGUGUCUUGAAACUGACGUAAUGCGCGGAGACUGAGGUCCUGACAAGCGAUAACAUUUCUGAUAAAGACCCGAUCGCACUGCAAUCUCGAGCGUCCUCUGUUUUGGUGCUGCCCCUUUCCCUCCGGACCUCGCGUCCUCCCGAUCGCCCUCUCGCCUUCCUAUUUUCUUUUUCUUUUUCGUUCUUUCUUCUUCUUCUUCUUCUUUUUUUUUUUAAACAAAAAACAACACCCCCUCCCCUCUCCCACCCGGCACCGGGCACAUCCUCGCUCUAUUUCCUUUCUCUUUCUUCUCUCUCUUUUUUUUUUAUAAAGGGAGGGGGAGGGGAGGGAAAGGGGGGGAGGCAGGAAAGACCUUUUUCUCCCCCCCUCCCCAAAUAAUCAAAAAUCAACUCUGCAAACAACAGAAGACGGUUCAUGGCUCUGGCCGCCGCGCCACCAUCUUUCGGGCUGCCGAGGGUGUUCUUGACGAUUAAUCAACAGGCCUCAGAAUUGAUACUUUUGAAAGUUUUUGAGUUAAGAGCCAUGGAUCUUAAUGAUGAAUCACAGUUAUGAUAGAAUAUCCAACCUUAUCGUAUUUUGGAAAAUCACGGCUAGAGUUUGAAGCAAGAUAUGGUCCGGAAAAAGAACCCCCCUCUGAGAAACGUCACUAGCGAAGGCGAGGGCCAGAGCCUCGAGCCUUUAGGUACAGAGAGCAAAGUGUCUGGGAAGAGCAAAGAAUUUUCUGCAGGUCAGAUGUCAGAAACCACGGAUCAGAGUGAUGCUGCAGAGCUGAACAACCAGGAGGAGCCUGGCUUGCAUGUGCAAGAUGCGUCUUCUAGCAGCAAGAAGGACUUGAAGAGUGAGAAGGCUGGCUUCAAUUAUGACAGCCCCAGUAAGGGAGGGAGUCUUCCCUCCUUCCCACACGAUGAGGUGACAGACAGAAAUAUGUUGGCUUUCUCAUCUCCGGCUGCUGGGGGAGUCUGUGAGCCCUUGAAGUCUCCUCAAAGAGCAGAGGCAGAUGACCCUGCAGACAUGGCCUGCACCCCAUCCGGGGAUUCAUUGGAGACAAAGGAUGAUCACAAGAUGUCACCAAAGGCUACCGAGGAAACAGGGCAAGUGCAGAGUGGUCAAGCCAAUUGCCAAGGUGUAAGCCCAGUUCCAGUGGCCUCAAAAAACCCACAAGUGCCUUCAGAUGGGGGUGUAAGACUAAAUAAAUCCAAAACUGAGUUCCUGGUGAAUGAUAACCCAGAUCCGGCACCUCUGUCUCCAGAGCUUCAGGACUUUAAAUGCAAUAUCUGUGGCUAUGGUUACUAUGGCAACGACCCCACAGAUCUGAUUAAGCACUUCCGAAAGUAUCACUUAGGACUGCAUAACCGCACCAGGCAGGAUGCUGAGCUGGACAGCAAAAUCUUGGCCCUUCAUAACAUGGUGCAGUUCAGCCAUUCCAAAGACUUCCAGAAGGUCAACCGUUCUGUGCUUUCCGGUGUGCUGCAGGACAUCAACUCUUCAAGGCCUGUUUUACUCAAUGGGACCUAUGACGUGCAGGUCACUUCAGGUGGAACAUUCAUUGGCAUUGGACGGAAAACACCAGAUUGCCAAGGAAACACCAAGUAUUUCCGCUGCAAAUUCUGCAAUUUCACUUAUAUGGGCAACUCAUCAACUGAACUAGAACAACAUUUUCUUCAGACUCACCCAAAUAAAAUCAAAGCUUCUCUCCCCUCCUCUGAGGGUGCGAAACCUUCAGAGAAAAAUUCUAACAAAUCCAUCCCUGCCCUCCGCUCCAGUGAUUCUGCAGACUCGGGGAAGUGGCAGGACAAGACCACGGUCAAGGCGGGAGACGACACUCCAGUUGGCUACUCAGUGCCCAUCAAACCCCUCGAUUCCUCGAGACAAAAUGGUACAGAGGCCACCAGUUACUACUGGUGUAAAUUUUGUAGUUUCAGCUGCGAGUCAUCUAGCUCACUGAAGCUGCUAGAACAUUACAGCAAGCAGCAUGGAGCAGUCCAGUCAGGAGGCCUUAAUCCAGAGUUGAACGAUAAGCUUCCCAGGGGCUCGGUCAUCAAUCAGAAUGACCUAGCCAAGAGUGCAGAAGGGGAGCCCCUGACCAAGGCAGACAAGGGCUCGAGUGGGGCGAAAAAGAAGGACUUCUCCGCUAAGGGAGCAGAGGAUACUAUGGUUACAAGCUAUAACUGUCAGUUCUGUGACUUUAGAUAUUCCAAAAGCCACGGUCCCGAUGUAAUCGUCGUGGGGCCUCUUCUCCGCCAUUAUCAACAGCUCCAUAACAUUCACAAGUGUACCAUUAAGCACUGUCCAUUCUGUCCCCGAGGCCUCUGCAGCCCAGAAAAGCACCUUGGAGAGAUUACUUACCCGUUUGCUUGUCGAAAAAGUAAUUGUUCCCACUGUGCGCUCCUGCUGCUGCACCUGUCUCCUGGGGCGGCGGGAAGCUCGCGGGUCAAGCACCAGUGCCACCAGUGUUCCUUCUCCACCCCUGAUGUCGACGUGCUCCUCUUUCACUAUGAGACCGUGCACGAGGCCCAAGCUGCGGAUGUGAAACAAGAGGCCAGUCACCUGCCAGGGUCAGAGGGGCAGCAGGCCGGCAAGGAAAGCAAGGAGCACUCGUGUACCAAAUGUGAUUUUAUAACCCAGGUGGAAGAAGAGAUUUCCCGACACUACAGGAGAGCACACAGCUGCUACAAAUGCCGCCAGUGCAGCUUCACAGCUGCUGACACUCAGUCACUACUGGAGCACUUCAACACUGUUCACUGCCAGGAGCAAGACAUCACUACAGCCAACGGCGAAGAGGAGGGGCACGCCGUCUCCACCAUCAAGGAGGAGCCCAAGAUUGACCUCAAGGUCUAUAGUCUGCUAAACCCAGACUCUAAAAUGGGGGAGCCCGUUCCCGAGAGCAUAGUGAAGAGGGAGAAAUUAGACGAGAAGGACGGGCUCAAAGAGAAAGUUUGGACUGAGAGUUCAGGGGAUGACCUCCGCAGUGUGACUUGGAGAGGGGCGGACAUCCUGCGAGGCAGUCCGUCCUACACUCAAGCAAGCCUGGGGCUUCUCACGCCCGUGUCCGGCACCCAAGAGCAGACAAAGACUCUGAGGGAUAGCCCCAAUGUAGAAGCGGCCCAUCUGGCGAGACCUAUUUAUGGUUUGGCUGUGGAGACCAAGGGAUUCCUGCAGGGGGUGCCAGCUGGCGGAGAGAAGUCCGGGGCCCUCACUCAGCAGUAUCCUGCAUCCGGAGAGAGCAAGGCCAAGGAUGAAUCCCAGUCCCUGUUACGGAGGCGUAGAGGCUCUGGUGUUUUUUGUGCCAAUUGCCUGACCACAAAGACCUCUCUCUGGCGAAAGAAUGCAAAUGGCGGAUAUGUAUGCAACGCGUGUGGCCUCUACCAGAAGCUCCACUCGACUCCCAGGCCUCUAAACAUCAUUAAGCAAAACAACGGUGAGCAGAUCAUUAGGAGAAGAACAAGAAAGCGCCUUAACCCAGAGGCACUUCAGGCUGAGCAGCUCAACAAACAGCAGAGGGGUAGCAAUGAGGAGCAGGUCAAUGGGAGCCCGUUAGAGAGGAGGGCAGAAGACCACGUAACUGAAAGUCACCAGAGAGAAAUUCCACUCCCAAGCCUAAGUAAAUAUGAAGCCCAGGGUUCAUUGACUAAAAGCCAUUCUGCUCAGCAGCCCGUCUUGGUCAGCCAAACUCUGGAUAUUCACAAAAGGAUGCAACCUUUGCACAUUCAGAUCAAAAGUCCUCAGGAAAGUACUGGAGAUCCAGGAAUCAGUUCGUCUGUGUCUGAAGGGAAAGGAAGUUCUGAGAGAGGCAGUCCCAUAGAGAAGUACAUGAGACCUGCAAAGCACCCAAAUUACUCACCACCAGGCAGCCCUAUUGAAAAGUACCAGUACCCACUUUUUGGACUCCCCUUUGUACAUAAUGACUUCCAGAGUGAAGCUGAUUGGCUGCGGUUCUGGAGUAAAUAUAAGCUCUCCGUUCCUGGGAAUCCGCACUACUUGAGUCAUGUGCCUGGCCUACCAAAUCCUUGCCAAAACUAUGUGCCUUAUCCCACCUUCAAUCUGCCUCCUCAUUUUUCAGCUGUUGGAUCAGACAAUGACAUUCCUCUAGAUUUGGCAAUCAAGCAUUCCAGACCUGGGCCAACUGCAAACGGUGCCUCCAAGGAGAAAACGAAGGUACCAGCAAAUGGAAAAAAUGAAGGUCCCUUGAAUGUAGUAAAAACAGAAAAAGUUGAUAGAAGUACUCAAGAUGAACUUUCAACCAAGUGUGUGCACUGUGGCAUUGUCUUUCUGGAUGAAGUGAUGUAUGCUUUGCAUAUGAGUUGCCAUGGUGACAGUGGACCUUUCCAGUGCAGCAUAUGCCAGCAUCUUUGCACGGACAAAUAUGACUUCACAACACAUAUCCAGAGGGGCCUGCAUAGGAACAAUGCACAAGCAGAGAAAAGUGGAAAACCUAAAGAGUAAAACGUUAGCACUUAGCACAAUUACAUAGAAAUAGGUUUUCUUGAUGGGAAUUCAAUAGCUUGUAAUGUCUUAUGAAGACUUAUUAAAAAAAAAUACUUCAUAGAGUCUGCCUUAUCCAACAUGAAAUUCCCUUCUUUUGUUAUUCUUCCUUUCAAUGAGUAGGUUACCGAGACUAAAACGUGAGACAAACGGUCAGUGAGAAAGAAUGAAGAUGGUGAACAAUCAGUUUUUAAAACCUAGUAAGCCAAAGCCAUCUUGGCUGAUGUGUACUGGGGAGAUGAUCCAUGAGAGGUGUAACUCCAGGUGACCGCUGUUCGUCAAGAAAGGUAACUCCUGUCUAGAAUUAGAAAGGAGUUGCAUCUGCUGAGAGUCAAAGCUGUAUUGAUUCAACAAACCGUAACCCUAGGCAGAUGAAAAGCAAUCAGAUCUCCAAGGCAACAGAAGGGAAAGUGACAUCCUCUCAUAUCAGUCUCCUCUCAUUGACCAUGUCUCAGGUUUUGACCUAGAAACAUGAGCCAUGGUUAGGCUUGGUGAGAGAGCAGCAGGAACCAUGACAGAUGGCAGCACGAUGUUUUUGGCCAUCCCAGCCUGUACAUACACAUGCACACCCUCUUUGAUAUUUUUUUUUUUUGUCCUUUAGAUGUUCAAAUACUCAGUAGACCUUUUGUUGGCAGUAUAGGUUCAUUUUGUCCAAAUACGUAUCCAUUUAAAAACACGAUGUCCUCGAUGCUUUUGUAGUAAUUUUACUUCAGCAAGAUAUUUCUUUCUUGUAUGGUGUGAACCAGUUUGGAUUUGUUUUUUAAACCUCCUGUUGGUCACUAAUCUCACUUGGCACAUGAUAACUAAAAGAAUCCCCUCAGUUCAAAAGAAUAGGAUAUAAAAGACCGUGGGUUUAAUUUGUUUGGAACACAUGGCUUUUCUCCACAAGGUAACCUGCUGUAUUUAUUUAUUUUCUUUUGGUUAAAUAUAAUUUCCAAACUUUGUGGUCAGGCAGCGUCUAAGGUUACGUUACCACAGACUGACAGUUGGUUUAUGUACCAAUCAAUCCCUUCAUUGGAUUUAUACAGGUUUAGUUAAGUAGCAUUAAAUAGGAUUCUUAGAAGUAUGUCUUCAUAGUACUUUUAAUACUUAAGGCUUUGUAAAAACUGUCUAUGAAGGGAAGCUCCUCAGCAUGACUGCUCAGGGAAAUAGGGCUAAAUAACUGAACAUUAAAUAAUUGGUUAAAGGUGCUGUUAGUCGAGCCUCAAUGCUUGCUACACGGAUGUAUGUACAAGGACUGACUUUAAUAAUUUGCAUUAUAUUGUCCCAACCAGUAGUUUAUUUUUUUGCCACGGAGAUGUAGAAGAUAUUACAAGCUACUGGAUGCACUGUCAGAUUAACUUAUUUCAUUAAAGAAGUUGGGAGAACAAAUAGGAAAAAAAAACUUAUUUUUCUAGUAAAUAUUAAUGUAUUACAUUUCAAAUAAUGGUGCCUGACAUAUUGAAUAAUUAUUUUCUACAGUGUACGUAUGCAACAAAGAUAUUCCAUCAUGCAUUAGAGUCAGUUCUGGCUCUGCCUAGCUGUUUACAUUUGCAAAUGUAGCAAACAAGGUAAUGAAGCAACUAUUUCUAUGGCAGUAGAUAUCUUUUGUGUGUAUGUGUGUGUGUGUAUGUGUGUGUGUGCGCGCAUUAAAGAUGUACACGGUAACAUGAAACAAAUGAAAGUUCUUGAUAUCAUGGUAUGGUAAACAAGAAGGAAAUGAAAAUAUUUUUAUGCCUAUUUAGGGGGAAAAAAAGGGUAGCACUAUUCAUUCCAAGUACUUUUUUUUUUAAUUUUUAAGCUCUUAACUCACAUUGUUAUGCUUAAGAUGAUAAACAUAUAUCCUCUUUUUAUUGCUUUGUCUAUGUUUCAGAUGAAACAUUUCAGAAAUUAUUUUGAGAAGUGCUGCUGGAAUCUGCAGCGCUGAUGUUUUAUUGCAUUCUGUAGUUGCAUUUGCACUCCAUUUUUACAUUAACUUGCAGUUGCUUUGUAUUGUUUUGUUUUGUUUGGGUUUUGUUUCUAUUUCACAGUGCCGGGUGUUCAUUUCUCAAAGUUGGUUGGCAGGUAGAGUUCAACUGGUUCAUGACUGUUGUAGUGAAUGAAGUUCCAAAUGUCUUUCUGAUGUUGUGUUGUCAUUUCCAUUCUUACAGUUUUGUUUUCAUGUAAAGAGAGAGAAAGAGAGAGAAAUGAGGACUCAGUCCUCUGCUUCUGUUUCACAGUUAAAGGGCCCUAUCUGAUUGCACCUGUUGCGUAGCUAUGCUAUUCAUAAAAACUGAAAUAAAGAGGUGGAAUGAGGAGCUUUGACAUUCAAUGGCUUACCACAAUUUAUAUUUCUUAGGAGUUUUGAUGGACACAUCCCACCCUGUACGGGCAGACUUCAGAAACGAGAAAGACCUAAGCAUAGAUUCCCCCAACAACAAUGUUUACUUUUCUUAAUAAAAACAAUAAUAAAAUGCACUGUGGCAAUCAUCAAGCAACAUUAUAGGUAGACCGCUCAAUUGAAAAAAUACCAGAAGUUUGGUAAUGGGCAAUAUUCAAGGUAUUACUUUUUGGGCAAAUCUGCCCAAUGAUUUCUCCAGUGUGUGUGUUUCAGACACAUAUAGGAUGUUCAUAUUUGACAUGUAUGCCUUCUUUUUAAUUCAGUUGUUUUCUCAGACGUAGUGGCAAUGAUUAGCAUUGGAAAAUCCAUAUCUCUGUUGGAAUAUUUAUGGUUCAGUCUACUUUUGGUAGAAUAUUCUUGAAUAGAGUUGACGUGAUAGAUUUUUAUGCCAUACUCCUUUAUUGAUUAUUUUAUUUCAUUUUUGCUUUCAUUAUUAUACAUAUUUUGGUGGAGAAGAGGCUGGGCUUUUGAAAAAUUAAAGAUUAUCAUAACACUAAAAUACUUCUUUAUUUUUUUCACUUAAUGAAAGCCUUUAUCCCAUCUUUCAAAAUACCAUUUUCGUUUUUUUUUUUUUUCAAGAUUUCUGAUAAUUUUGUCUUAAGUUGUGAUUCUAAAAGAGCUAUUUAGGUAGUUAAUCUUUGGUUAGAGAACUCUCAAGAUGAUUUAGGAAUUUUUCCUUUUGGAAAAGGCUUCCCCUCUGAUGAAAACUGUUAUGUCAGCUGAAACUGUACACCAUUUAAAGACUGUAGAUGUUUGAAAAAUGGCUUGUCUCAUUUCUAAACUGAGCUUUGGGUCAAACUUGAGGCCAGCAUUCUCUCUUACUUUUCUCACUCUUUCUGUCAUUAAUACUCACCCCUAGGUCCAUACUGUUGUUUGGGAUAGAAAAUCAUAAACAGCCAGCCCACCUCAGAAGUUUGUGGAUUGAUUGAGACACUCUGUCACUAGACAGGAGCAGAAUGGAGCUCUCAGUGCUAACCCAUUCACGUGGUAGUUCAGAAAGCAAAGAGUAUGCCCAGUUCUCUCUACAUGACAUAUUGAGAUGUCCUUUAAAAAUAUUUUUUCAAAAUCCAAUUUUAAGAUAGUGAUGUUCGGUUCUAAACUGUCCUCUUUUAGUAAAGGUAGAAUUUAGAAAACAAGCAUGGGGAUUCUUAUCUAAGGUAAUAUAAAUGAGAAGAAGAAAUAAUGAUUAUCCCUUACAGCUCUUUGUUGAAGCCUGUGGCAGCACAUUAUGUUUAUGAUUGCACAUGUGCACAUAUUCUAUUAUGAUCCAAUGCAAAUACAGCUCCAAAAAUAGUAAAUGUAUAUAUAUAUAUAUUUUAAAAUGCCUGAGGAAAUACAUUUUUUCUUAAUAAAUUGAAGAGUAUCAAUACUGUUAUUGAAAUAUUAGCCUUCUGCUGUGUGGCUGCAAAACAUCACCAAAGUGACCUGUCUUGAGACAUGUAAACUGCCUGCCCAUUUAGUCCAUGAAUAUGAGCAUGCACCUGGAGGGUAUGUUAUGCAGUUACGGAAAUGUGGAGUGAAGAAGCUGGUGGCCUGCUUCUAUGCCCUGCCAGCCAUUUACCUAAAGCUUAGAUGGGUUCACAGCGACCUGUUUAGUGAGUCACUGAAGGCCAUUGCAAAACUCACCUUUGGUAAGCAAGUAGGUGACAGCUUGCUGACUCUCUUAAACACAGGAGAAAACAGGAGGAAUGGACAUGCAGCCUGAAUAUGAAAUGAAAUAUGCUAACCAAAGGUAGGUACUUUUAGUGGAAUUCUAUCAGCAGGAGAUUGAAUGUAAAUGAGAAAAGACUUGGAUCAGGGCAUUGAGAGGCAGUGUUACUUUUCCAAAGAUGUGUUAGGUAUCUUUGCAGAACACUUCCACUUGGCUUUCAUUACUGGUUCUUGGACAGCUGACUCACAUGUUCCUGUUAGUGGUGCAUGUUCAGUAGUUCAAACUUCUGGAAGAUGCUGAGACAGAAAUAGACCAGAUCAAGGAUGAAUAAAGCAGGAAAUUCAGCAGUAAUUCAGAUAUGGAAACUGGAUAAUGUAUGUUCAUGUAUUGGACUAUUGAAAGGAAGGGUGGAGUGAUUGGCUUCCUGCACCAGAGAGAAGCAAAAAUAACUUAACCAUGGAAAAAAUGUUUAGGCCACAUCAGAAGAUGGUUCUUCAAGACCCAUAAGUCCCAAAACUGGAUCCUGUUUUCACCCUUGGUUGUUCUUUGUUUUUGUUCUUUGUUUUUUCCAAUAUAUGUAAUGCAGCAAAUUACUUUUUGUUUUUGUGCCUCAGGUUCCUCAGCUGUAAAAUGGAAAAUAUAUUAAUAAUAAUAAUAUUAAUAAUAAUAAUAAUGGUAAUGUAGUACUUGUUUGUAAAGCACUUUGAGAUCCUUGGUUGAAAGGCACCAUAGCAGUGCCAAGUAUUAUUUUGUGGCCAAGGGGGUUAUUUAAACUCUCAGUUUGCAAGGGCCAGGAGAAGUUGGGGUCAUUUUUGUUAAAGAUGAGCUGUAAAUAUCCUAAGUACCCAGCCUGUAGUGUUGACGAUGAAGAGGCAAAACUAUUUCAAGGCUGAUAAAGCUAUAGUCUCUUAAUGGCUACCAACAAGGCAAGCAUCACAGUAACAAAUGCCAAAUUCCUUGGGGUGGACUAUUUGACAACAACAUGGAAACAUUAGGGGGAGAACUGGGAGCGGGAGACAUCUCAAAAAUGCCAAUGUCAAAUUAACUGUCAGCAAUAUUCACCAGCAGAAAAUGUCUCUCAUAUGGAAUGAUUUCAUGUUGCUAGAAAAAAAAAAAAAGAAUUCAAUUUGUAGUCCUGAUUUGAAUAUUAGAAUGUUGGCUAUAAUAGUUCUGUUCUUACAACACAUGGAUUUUUUGUUUCAUUUUAUUUUAUUUUGUUUUCAUAGUGCAUGUUCAUUUCUACUCACAAAACAUGUUCUUGGUGUAUUUCUUAUGCAAACAGUCUUCAGGCAGCAGAGAUGUCUGUUACAUCUAAACUUGAAUAAUAAAGUUUUACCACCAGUUAUACA